AUGCCGAAACCUCUGCACCUUCAGGUCAACUGGCACCAGAGGCCCCGGCUAAGAGCCCAAGGCAAGACUCUGACGUGUCUCCCAAGGGCACGCCAGGCAGCCAGAGCAUUGUCUCUGCUGCUGACGACAAGAAGAAGAAGCGCCGCUCUUUCUUCGGCAAGCUCAAGGACAAGCUUUCCGGCAAGGACAAGAACUAAACGGUUUAUCCAUUUCGUUGCUUGUCUGCUCUCCUCGCUAGUCAUCUUCAGUUACAGGAGAUGA
Molecule: messenger RNA, 261 nt
Organism: Bipolaris victoriae FI3
Lineage: Eukaryota; Fungi; Ascomycota; Dothideomycetes; Pleosporales; Pleosporaceae
Exons: 1
Coding region: 1-261 (86 amino acids)
Source: RefSeq, a predicted model, not a curated record